Messenger RNA from Paramecium sonneborni, 1653 nucleotides. The record is from the annotation of a GenBank genome assembly. NCBI's taxonomy places the organism in Eukaryota, Ciliophora, Oligohymenophorea, Peniculida, Parameciidae.
AUGAAUAAUAGUUGUGAUUUAGAAUUAAAAUCAUAAAUAUUAUAAUUGUAAAAUGAUAAAGAUAGGAUUAAAAAUUAGUAUUAAAUUGAGAUUCUCGAAAUGAAUACGAAAAUCUAAGAACUAGAAACUAAGCUACAAAUACAAAAGGAGGAAUAAAUGAAAUUAAAACAAGAAAAUUUAUAAUUGGAAAAUCAUCUUUCUAAAAUUGAUAGUAAAAUAGUUGAAACAAAUCCUAAAGAAUAAUGUUGUUGUUUGCAUUAAAAAUAAUAAAAUAAUAAAAAAAAAAUUUAAUAUCUGAUAGAAAAGCUAAAUGUUAAAUCAACAUAAAAUGCUAAAUUGCACUAUGAAUUAAUUAAAUUAUAAAAUAAUGUAAUAUUGGUUUAAAUUAAUAGGUUGAAUUGCUUGAAACUCAAACAAUUCUUCAAUCAAAUAAUAAUAAAUAAAUAAUAAAGCAAGAUAAAUAAUCCAUCAGUGAUGUUUAUUAAUAUUUAGAUAGAGAAGUUCAAGCUCCAAUUUAAAUUUAAAAUAAAAUUGAAAAUAUAAAGACUAGUAUGGUGAUGUAAUAGAAAUAAUCACUUUCUAACUAAAGCAUAAAUCAUUCAUAAUCAGAUUAAAAUAAGAAUAUGAACUUGUAUUUCUUCUACUAAACAAAAUCUUAGUUCAACUUUAAUUACUCCUUAAGCCAAGAAAAAUAAUGUAUCUAAUUCAAUUCACAAAAACUUGACUUUACAUUAAGCUAAAACUGUUAAUUUUAAAGAGGACAUUAUUUAAUAAACUAGAAAAAUACAGUAUAAUUUUUUAAUUUAAAUUAGAAGCACUAAAAAUUCAAUAUCUAUAGGAGAAUUAAAUAUUUUUAAGCAAGACUAAAGAAAUUAUUAAAACAUUUUAUAGAAAAUGAUGAAAAAGGAAUCUUUAUAUUCACCUGGAAAAUAAAUUCAUGCAACCUAAAAAUUUAAGGAGGUUUUAGAUUCUAAAUUAAAUAAUAUAUCUGAUAAACAAAAAUCAUAUUGUAGCUUAUUAUUUUCUGGAAGGGAUUUUUAUAUAACUAGAAAUGGGAAUGCAUAUCCUAGAUAAAAUUCUCUUCAUAUUAAUGAAGAUAGAUAAUAUAAGUCUAAGUAAUAAUUUAUUAAUUAACUUUUAAAUAGAUUAUUUUCUUAAAAACUACAUUUAAAUUCAAGAAAGUAAUCAGAGACUAUAAAAUCUGAAGAGUCUUAAAAAUUAUGCACUGAUUAAAACAAAUAUUAAAAUUUAUUCGAAUGCAUAAAUUAUAAAAAGAAAGGUAAAAUUAAAUUCAAUCUAGAUAUUUUUUAAAUGAUGAAAGACAUUCAUAAUCAAAAUAUUCGAAGUAGUUAUGCAGAUAAUAAUUAUUAGUUUCAGGAAAAAUAAAUUAUAAAAAAAAAUUCAAUGCAAAAUAUGAAUAGUAAUAUAAUCUUCAUUAGUAGAAGUACAAAGUGUUUUGACGAAGAAACUAAAAAAAAUAUAAAAUAUAUUUUUGUUUUAAAUAAUGUUUAAUUACUUCUAUCUUUGAAUUUCUCAUAUAAAUCAUAUUAAUUUAAGGAUAAUGUGUUCAAUUUGUAGAUAUAUAAAGAGAAUGUUAUUAUUUAUUAAAAAAAUUUAAUUAUUUUUGCUAAAUAUUGCAUUUUAAUGAAAUGA